Molecule: messenger RNA, 3243 nt
Organism: Prosopis cineraria
Lineage: Eukaryota; Viridiplantae; Streptophyta; Magnoliopsida; Fabales; Fabaceae
Product: myosin-binding protein 3
Exons: 4
Coding region: 253-2745 (830 amino acids)
Molecular function (GO): myosin binding
Source: RefSeq, a predicted model, not a curated record
UUGCUCCACUAUCUUUUUAUUUCUCUCACCCCUCGUGAAAACCGUCUUCUUCAUCUCUUUCCUCUCUCACUUUCACACAAUACAGUUUUUUGCAUCUGUCACAUUCCACAGUUCUCUUUCUUUCUAAUACUUCCUUAGGUUCCAUUCCAAACUCACACUCUUGUGCCGGCAAUACUUUCUGUAAUUACACCAUAAAACAGAGCGUCGUCGUCGUCGUCGUCGUCGUCGUCUUCUCCUUCUUUUUCUUCAUCCAUGGCUGGCAACAAGUUUGCAACAAUGUUACACAGAAACACCAAUAAGCCGACCCUUGUUCUUGUCUACGCUUUCCUUGAAUGGAUUCUCAUCAUUCUCCUUCUUCUGAACUCUCUUUUCUCCUACUUAAUUUUAAAAUUCGCCGAUUACUUUGGCCUCAAAAGGCCUUGCAUAUGUUGUUCUAGGAUCGAACACAUCAUCGAGCCCAACAAGUGUACGGACAAGUCUUGUUUCAGAGAUCUUGUCUGUGAAUCUCAUGCCUAUGAGAUUUCCAAACUGGGGUACUGUUACAAUCAUGGCAAACUGGCUGAAUCCGAGGAUAUGUGUGAGGAUUGCUCGUCUUCUUCUUCUUCAUCAUCAUCUGAAUUAGAUUAUGUUAAAAUUUCAAAGAGCUUUGGUUUCUUUCCAUGGAUCCAGCAGAAGACGGUUAUGAUUCAGGACACUGAUGAUCGCAAGGCUUCGAAGUGUUCUUGCUGUGGGGUCCACUUGGAAAGCAGAUUAUGCCCUCCUUGUUUUGUGGUUAAGCCGUUGGAUCAUAACCAGAUUCAGACUCUGAUUACACAAGGCGGGAUUGAUGUUGAUGCAGAGAAUGAUGAAGAUGAUCCUAUCAGAGCGGAUUCAGUAUUUGAUCAUCAUGAGGAUGAAGAUCAAAAUGCUAAAGAAAACGUGGAAACUCAUAAAGUGUCCAAUGUUGAUCAGCCUUGUGAGCCAAAAACUGGGGAAAUUCCGCCGCAGCAUCUUGAGUUCUUCAUCCAUGGCGAUAAUUGUAGCUUGAUUCCUUUCGAACUGGUUGAUUCCGCCAUCGCCACAGAAACACAAAGUCGACAUCGUUAUAAGGUGGCAGAGGGUCAAGAACCAGAUGAUCGGAAUGAAGAUGUUAUUUUGGAUUUUGAUAUGCUUUAUGGUGGCGCAGAAAUUGAACCAGUUUUUGAGAAUUGGCACACUUCAGGAGACAGUGUGAUAAAUUUUUCUUGUCGCAAGAGAGAACCGAAAUCACCAUCAGUAUCACUAUCUCUUGUUGAAAAUUUGGAGCAGAAUGUUGGUCCAUCAAUUGAAGAAAAACCUAUGAAUCAUAAUCUUGAAGCUCAUGUGGAAAGCAGAGAAGCCUCAGAAGAAGUGACAGAAAUGGAGGGAGAUGAGCUUGAAACAGAAGUGUCAAUAGGAACUGAAAUUCCUGAUCAUGAGCAAGUGGAUGAGUAUCAAUUUCAUGAUAUUCUUCACGAGGACUCAAAUCAACACAUGCAAGAAGUUCCAUCUACUAGCUCAGUCAGUUUUCAUGUCCAAGAUGAAAGUGGUGGUGACAGAGAGGAAGAGUUUGUAGAAUUUCAAACCAUGUCAGUUGAGACAAGCAUGCCAAAAGUACUAAGGAACCACUUGGAAUCAUCGUUAGAGUCCAAUGAGAAUGAAGCAGAGAAAAUUCCUGAUACACCUACUUCUAUUGAGAGGAAAGAAUCAGGAACAGAAGAAUCCUUGGACGGAAGCAGCAUCAUAAGUGAUAUAGAACCCGGCGAUCUCACCAUUGAGAAGUUAAAAUCAGCAUUGAAAGCUGAAAGGAAGGCCUUGAGUAGUAUAUAUGCAGAACUAGAAGAAGAGAGAAAUGCAUCUGCUGAAGCAGCGAAUCAGACAAUGGCAAUGAUAAAUAGGCUUCAGGAAGAAAAAGCAGCUAUGCAGAUGGAAGCUCUUCAGUACCAAAGAAUGAUGGAAGAACAGUCUGAGUAUGAUCAGGAGGCAUUGCAGCUUCUGAAUGAUCUCAUGGUUAAAAGGGAGAAGGAGAAGCAAGAGCUGGAAAGAGAGCUUGAACUAUACAGAAAGAAGGUUCAGCAACUGGAGGUUAAAGAAAAAUCAAUGAUGUCAAGAAGUGAUGUAACUAACUCAUCAGUUUCUUGCAGCAAUGGGGAGGACAGUGAUGGUAUAUCAGUAGAUUUGAAUCAAGAAGCAAAAGAAGAUAAUGGAUUCUAUGGCGAACAGAACACGAACACACCAGUAGAUGCUGUUCUCUACUUGGAGGAAUCUCUAGAAAACUUUGAGGAAGAGAGGUUGUCAAUUCUAGAACAGCUCAAGGUACUGGAAAAAAAGCUUGUCAUGCUGAAUCAUGAAGAAGGUGUUUGUCAUGAGAAUGGAAAUGGAUACCAUAACCAUGUGAAUGGAUUUGCAAAUGGUCAUUCACAUAUCAAUGGUGGGAGGAAAAUCAUGGGUCAAAAAGGCAAGAGGCUUCUCCCUCUUUUUGAUGCAAUUGGACGAGAAGAGAAUGGGGUGGAUUUGAAUUCGCUGGAAAAUAUUUCUAUGGAAGAGGCUGAUUUAGAAGAAGAAUUGGAUAAUGUAUAUGAGAGACUACAAGCACUAGAGACAGAUAGAGAGUUUCUAAAGCACUGUAUUAAUUCCCUAAGGAAAGGAGACAAAGGGAUAUAUCUGCUUCAAGAGAUUUUGCAACAUCUUCAUGAUCUGAGGAACGUGGAUCUCAGAGCUAAGAACAUGGAUGAUAAUGCUGUAUAACGAGUUUUUGCUCAUGUUUGCCACAAGAAUAAAAAGGUGAAACCAAACGUGCACUAAUUUUUAUAUGGGACAGCAUUGGUUGAUUUAAAAAGUUGUUAAAUGCAGACAUGGUAAUGUUAAAGAUGAUCCACAAGAUGCAAUUCAAGUGAAGAAGCACAGGAAUACAUGGUCCAGCUAUAGGUCAAGUAAAUUAUAAGUCAUAUGGCUUCAACUUUGAACAAAAAUGCGGAGAGGGGAUUCCCUGAUGGGGAGGGGAAGAAUCCUGUACGGGUAUUGCGCUGAUGACAAUGGUGGACACCAAAAUCAAGUCUGGCUUUUCUCUUUCUGGGCUUUGGGUUAAUGCAAUAAGCCCAAAAUUUUUGUGGGUUGUGUCCAUCAUCAUCGCCUUUUUGGGAGGAAGGACGAUGAUGAUCGAAUCUGUAAUGUACGUGUGUGCAGGGCAGAAUGUAUAGAUUCAAUACAGUAUGUUAAUUUUUAGUUUAAUUUUAUUGGAAAGAU